Messenger RNA from Triticum turgidum subsp. durum (durum wheat), 357 nucleotides. NCBI's taxonomy places the organism in Eukaryota, Viridiplantae, Streptophyta, Magnoliopsida, Poales, Poaceae. The record is from the annotation of a GenBank genome assembly.
AUGCAGAACGGGGGCGGUGGAUGGAGAUUGCAGGGGCCGGAUCCGUGCACGGCAGGGCCUAGGGAGGCGGAUCCGCAGGCGGACGGCGCGGCAGUUAUCGCCGGUGAUGACGAGGAAGGCCGGAGCGUGGUUUUUCGGGCGGAUCCAUGGCGUCGAGGGCUGUUGGGCAGAGAGGAGACAAGGAGCGCGUGGCGGAGUGCCGUGAGGCCGCGGAUGCUGCUGCUACACCCGCACCACCAGCCCAAGUUAUGGUUUCAUGAUAAAAGGAUCAUGCACCAAAUGUUUGUUGAAUUGCUGUUUCAAGAAAAUGUAUGGAGUUUUCAUUGCGUGCUUCAAGUCAUUAACCACGUAGAAUAA